Molecule: messenger RNA, 1800 nt
Organism: Salvelinus fontinalis (brook trout)
Lineage: Eukaryota; Metazoa; Chordata; Actinopteri; Salmoniformes; Salmonidae
Product: thioredoxin domain-containing protein 9-like
Exons: 5
Coding region: 894-1568 (224 amino acids)
Biological process (GO): microtubule cytoskeleton organization
Cellular component (GO): cytoplasm
Source: RefSeq, a predicted model, not a curated record
AGGCUUGAUGGCGCUAGCUAGGCUAAAACAACGCCAGUGAUUGUACUUUUGUUCAUUGUAGAACGCUUUCUAUUCGUCAACUUUGUCUGAAAUAUGAUGCGAUUAAUAGUAGGCUACAGUAAUUUAGCUAGUUAACAAACAUAACGUUAGCUAGCUAGCUGACAUAGCUUAAACUCGGAUUUUAACUUAAGUAACAUUAACUAACCACUAUAGCGAGAAAGCUAACAGACAAUGGUCAUUUGUUAGUGGUGGGUCAGUAAUCAAAUGGCAAAACUUUCUAAAUGAUUUUAAGACUAGCUAGUUAGCUAACUUUCUAAAUGGGAAAACUUUAGCCUGGGUAGCUAGCUAUUUUCAUCUAUUGAAAACAUCCAGGCACAAAUAUCUUUGAUCAAGGUGUGUCGUUACCAUGGUCACCAGCCAGGGUUACAGUAUUAGCAAAGAUUUGUUUAACUAAACCAAGAUAUGAUAUGACAGAUAUGUCGUUUCCAACGGGAACAAAUGAGUCAUAGUGGGCAGAGCCAAGCACGAACUAUGGAAGUCCUAUUGGCCUGUUCAAGCGUACAUCUUCAAAUUUCAGUUAGCCUACUCUGUGAAGGGAGCGUGUGCAUUAACUCAUUUCGUCUUUGCACUCCUUGUAAAUAACGCGAUUUUGGCAAAACAGUCAACAAAACUUAGUAUAAUCUGUUCGUAACAGAUUCUAGUUUUGGAAACAGAAAACUGUAUUGAGAUCAAACGUUUAAUGAUGAGAAAAUGCAGAAUGUCGGCGAAAAUCCAUCUCAGACCGCCGGCCAUUGGGCUUCCUCUCUUUACCAUAUUUGUGUUUGGAAACGCCAAGUGGAUGCUUCACAUUUAUACAUCAGGAAUAUAGAGUGUCAGAAGUUUCGCUCUUCAUCAUGGCGAGUCAGUCGAUGGAGAUCAUGGCCAAGGCGCUGGAGCAGCAGGUGCUGCAGUCAGCCAGGAUGGUGGAGGAGCAGCUGGAUGCAGAGCUGGGGAAGCUGGAGCGCAUGGAUGACGAUGAGAUGGAAAAGCUGAAGGAGAGGAGGAUGGAGGCCCUCAAGAAAUCCCAGAAACAAAAGCAGGAGUGGCUGGGUAAAGGGCAUGGGGAGUACAAGGAGAUCCCCAGUGAGAAAGACUUCUUCCCUGAGGUGAAGGAGAGCAAUCGAGUGGUCUGCCAUUUCUACAGAGACUCCACCUUCAGAUGCAAGAUCCUGGAUAAGCACCUUCGCGUCCUGGCCAAGAAGCACCUGGAGACCAAGUUCAUCAAGCUGAAUGUGGACAAGGCUCCAUUCCUGACAGAUAGGCUGCGGAUCAAGGUGAUUCCCACUCUGGCGCUGGUAAAGGACGGGAAGACCAAGGACUACAUAGUGGGUUUCACAGACCUAGGAAACACAGACGAGUUCACCACAGAGGUGCUGGAGUGGAGACUGGGCUGCUCUGACAUCAUCAACUACAGUGGUAACCUCAUGGAACCCCCCACCCUGACACAGAAAUCUGGUUCAAAGUUCACCAAAGUGGAGAAGAAGACCAUCAGGGGGAGAGGACACGACUCAGACUCUGAAGACGACUAGAAGACCGUCAGCCUUCAACUUCCGUCUCUCUGGCUGGGCUACUAACCGGCAGAACCAUCUCUUCCUGUUUUGUUCCUUUCAAGUUUAUCAUUUUCCUAUUUAUCCCAGUCUUCCAUGCUUUGUUUUUUGUUUUGUGGGUGUGAACUUAAUCAUAUGAGUUCAUAUUUUAAUUACAUUCAAGUGCUUUUUGGUUGUUUAUUUCCAACCUGCAAAUAAAAGGAUACCUAUCUGA